CAACUGUUUCCCGACACCCAUGUCUACCAAACCUAAAAUCGCGACACGCGCCUCGACUCGAACCAAGCCAACCCCGGCACCUCCGCCGCCAACUACGAGAUCUACCAGGGCAACAACUUCCAAAACUGCAACCCCAACUCCGCCUGCACCAGCGCCGAAGAGAACUGCGCGAAAGCCGCUGACGAGCAGAGAUAAUGCCACAGAUGCCUCUACGAGUGCAUCUAAACUCUCAAAAACCGUUCUGCCACGCAAGGCGACGAAGGCGAUGGUAGAGGACGAUGAACGUGAACCCAUUACGGCCUACUUGAGGAUCCGACCACACGUCGGUGAAGACGAAACGGAGGUCUCACCGUAUCUCCUGACGUUGUCCGACACAUCUGUCCGGAUGACAGAUCCCAACGAGCCCCAAACAGGAGGGCAGAAUGGGCUGCUGUUCGCCUACGGUGUUACGAACUCGGGCAAGACUUAUAGUGUUCAAGGCGGGGCAGAAUCCGGAUCUGCAGGAAUUCUGCCGCGGAGUUUGGAUGUUAUAUUCAACAGCAUCGAGGGCUUACACGGCAGUGGCAAGUACCGUCCCGUCCGCUUACAAGGAGUUGAACCGUCCGACAAGAGCGACUCUAUCCUCCCUUCAAUCACACCUGGCCCUGAGCUUGCACAGGUCCUGGGGCAACACAUGGAUCCUUUGGCGACCGAUGAGGACAUCGAUCCCACUGUUCUCACAUUGGACCGCAACUACGAAUAUACGAUCUGGUUGUCCUACGCGGAGGUGUACAACGAGAAGAUCUAUGACUUGUUGGACAAUGUUCAGGAUGACUCGACGGGCUCGAUACCGCGUAGCAAUAGUGGGAAAUCGCUGCUGUUGACGCGAAAGGCAUUGUCCAUCAAGCCUUCGCCUCCAUCCGACAACUGCCGCACAAGCCAAAUCGCUCGUGAAACUGGGGCAAUUGCAUCGCCGGUUUUCGGUACUCUGGCCAACCGCGAAAGCAGUCGUAGUCACGGGAUGGUCUUCAUCAAAGUUGCGAAAGUCCAUCGUGGAGAGAAGGAUGAUCCAUCUGCGAUACAGAUUACACGACUCACGCUAGUUGAUCUGGCCGGUUCAGAACGUACCAAGCACACCCAGACGACCGGCGAGCGUCUCAAAGAAGCAGGAAACAUCAACAAGUCACUGAUGGUACUCGGACAAUGCAUGGAGGUUCUGAGAAGCAACCAGCGCAAACUGGCCAUGAGUCUGGCCUCAGAGGGAACAGACGGGCGCAUGGAUACUCGAGAUGUCAAACGUGGACUCGCCAUAGUGCCCUUCCGUCACAGCAAGCUCACGGAAGUGCUCAUGGAUUACUUCGUUGGAGACGCCAGAGCCGUCAUGAUUGUGAAUAUCAACCCCUAUGACACAGGCUACGACGAGAACUCUCAUGUGAUGAGAUUCGCUGCGUUGGCUCGAGAGGUCUACGUUACCCCAGCACCGGCCCCAAUUCAACGUCUCGCGAACAGCAAGACUGCGGGAGGCAAACAGUCACCAGCUCCUGAAAAGCCGCGCCGACGGGUGACUAUCACGACCGGCAGCGGGAAGAAGGCAAGCGAGGCCGUACUGGAAGUUUUGGAAGAGGAUGAAGGUGACGCACUAGACAGCGACGAUGAUGAGCCCAUCAACCCCCUGCUCUUCGAAUCAGAGAUGCGGUGCGCCAUCAUUGAGGCCGAGGUUCGCGAAGAAGUCAUGGCUGAAAUGGAGGAACGGAUGGAGAAAAUGGAGAAAAUAUAUGCCAAAAGGCUGAUGAAAGAGGUUACUCAGAACGAGAUUAAGACCGAUGCCAAGAUCGACAUGCUGCACCAGUCGGGUCUGUUCGCCAGCCCCGUCAAACGUGCUGCUCCUCCACUGCCUGUUCCUCGGACUGAUGACAUGGCCGAAGAAGAGGACGUCGAGAUGAGCUUGAUCGAAGAGGACGAGGAUUCAUCUGAAGACGACGAUCUCGAACGGGACGGAUCGGUCUCUCCUCUAGCAGGAAAGGGCACUCCACAAGUCAUCCGACAAGUGCUGAAAUUCGUGCCCGAUCCUCCGAUGCUACCCUCAGACACGGAGGACGCCGAGUUGACCGAGUCAGAACAAGCAACCGAAGACAUGGAGGAGGAAUCUGAAGCGGAGAGCGAGCUCGGAUCUGACGUUGUUGAGAGUGAGGAGUCCGAUGCGGACUACGAGGAACCGAGGAUGAGUCUGAGGAUGAGCUUCUAAUUUCGCCGGGUAAGACUCCUCGAGCCAAAGCUGCUCCAACUCGUGGAUAUAGCCCCACCCCUGCUUCGAGGAGACAAUCGACCCAGGCUCCCAGAAUAUCCAAACUUGCUCAAGGGAUGCAGGAACUCAAGCUUGAAGAGCCCAGCUCCAGUCAAGCGAGCACUUCUCAGAAAAAGAAGAAGAGACAGCUCGGGACAGUGUCUAUGGUGAACGUAGACGAGAUCGAGCGCGCAGCUGCCAAAGAAGACACCGGAAAGCCUGUUAAACGAAUGACCUCCCGUCGCUCCUGAUACGAUCUACGUCGUCAAGCAGAUACUCAUUUGACUGUCCUUGUACUACUUUUUCCAUCACACCGCAUACUUCAACAGUUUUUCCCACUCGAACUCGCUCGGCUUCUCGUGAAAUUCCUUGACGAGAGUCUCCCUUUCACGGUGUUCCUUCCCAGCAGCCUCGUCCCACAAGUAGAAGUUCUGUACACUCAUGGACAGCCUGUGAGCGUCCUCCUGCGAGAGCAUGAAUCUCCCGUCCGAGCUAGCUCCAGCGGAC
This is a messenger RNA of Mycena citricolor, 2770 nucleotides long. Lineage: Eukaryota; Fungi; Basidiomycota; Agaricomycetes; Agaricales; Mycenaceae. The record is from the annotation of a GenBank genome assembly.